This is a messenger RNA of Populus nigra (black poplar), 1271 nucleotides long. RefSeq names its product disease resistance protein RPV1-like. Bases 227 to 916 code for a protein of 229 amino acids. The transcript has 2 exons. Gene Ontology annotation, biological process: signal transduction. The record is from RefSeq and is a predicted model, not a curated record. NCBI's taxonomy places the organism in Eukaryota, Viridiplantae, Streptophyta, Magnoliopsida, Malpighiales, Salicaceae.
UCAUAGUUAGAUCACUUGUUUAAACUUUAGAGGUCCCAGUUUUACAGCCACACAUAUCCGAGCACAUGAACGAAGAAACUUCCUAAACAGAUUAAAAAAUAAAAAAAAACCCAACCUUUGGCCUUUCUUCUUUCUUCGUUCUUCCAACAAAGAAUCAAGUGAGAUCUGCAUCUCUUCCAACACAAAAAUCUUUGUUUCUUUCGACAUAUUUCUCUUCGUCAAACCGAUGGCUUUCAACCCGGUGACCCAAAUCUUGAUUCUUCUCUCGUUGAUGCCUACUACUUACGAUGUGUUCUUGAGUUUCCGAGGCGAAGACACUCGCAGGAACUUCACCGACCACCUGUACAAAGCGUUAUCUAGAGAAGGGAUUCCCACUUUCAGAGACGACGAUGGAAUACGGAGAGGAGAGAACAUUGAGUUAGAAAUCAAUAAAGCAAUUAACGAAACAAAACUAUCCAUUAUUGUGUUUUCUAAAGAGUACGCUUCUUCGAGAUGGUGUCUUGACGAGCUAGCGAUGAUCAUGGAUCGUAAAAGAACUGUUGGGCACAUAGUGCUUCCAGUUUUCUACCAUGUUGAUCCAUCUGAGGUGGGGACCCAAACUGGGAGAUAUGGUGAAGAGUUUGCUAAGCAUGAGAUACAUUUCAAGGACCGGGUGGAGGGCUGGAGGAAGGCUCUUAAAGAAGUUGCAUACAUGGAAGGAAUGGUCUUAGAAGACGGGUAUGAGUCAAAGUUCAUAGAGUCGAUUGUUAAAGAGAUCGCAGAUAAACUCAACUUCUCACUGCCUCAAGCCCCUCCGUCCUCGUUACCACUGUCGGCGGCCCUCCGCCCACCUUCAUAUUUUCUUGGUCUUUUACGAGAGUGGAGGAGGUCUGUCUUUCAGACCCCCUCUCUCUUUUUAUUUUUUUUGUCUUUCUGAGAUUGAGGGUCCAUCCCUCAAUCUCAGAAAGACAAAAAAAAUAAAAAGAGAGAGGGGGGCGGUGGGGGUAAAGCAGAAGUGUGUGAAUCAAUAGGAACUAAGCACGUGGAUAUCUGUCGGGUGAUGAGAACAAAAGGCUGAAACGAAUGGUCCCACAGCCCACCAACUUUGUCAAAGCAUGGAUUGAUGAAUUAAUUAAAGGAGUGGACUUCAAUGAAUGCUUCUCUUUCUUUCUUUCUUUUUUGACAAUUUGUAUCUUUGGAUCCAUCCUUAUGACUGUAUAUACUUUUUCAAGAAUUUUGAGCUCAAAUGAGAUGAUGAGAUGCAUAAUCAAAGUCUAAGUGAUCUUUUGACA